Molecule: messenger RNA, 1638 nt
Organism: Trematomus bernacchii (emerald rockcod)
Lineage: Eukaryota; Metazoa; Chordata; Actinopteri; Perciformes; Nototheniidae
Exons: 4
Coding region: 310-1317 (335 amino acids)
Biological process (GO): lipid metabolic process
Molecular function (GO): phosphoric diester hydrolase activity
Source: RefSeq, a predicted model, not a curated record
GUUUCUAAACCACCACAAAUGAAGGACGUGUUCAUGAAUACCCCCCACACACAAACAGACCCCUCUGCUCCACCCCUGUUCUGUAACGUAGAGCUCAGCUGCUCCACUACGGUAUUUCCCACAAUAAAAUCACAGUUCCGCGCGCUGUCUCUGUCAUUUUGCCUCGGAGCCCCUCGGCUCCUCUCUCUCUCCCCUCUCUCCCCUCUCUGUCCUCAGGUAGCCCGGACCGGACUGAGCACCAACACCUUCUGGUAUCAGGUGUGAACCGGAGAGGACCAGAGCAGCACUAUCAGCAGAACUGAUCCGUCGAUGAUGAGCAGCAUCAGGGGAGGGCGAGUGAAAAUGCAAAGGACGCUGAUGCUGAUGGUUCUGGUGGGAGUCAUCGGUUUGAGUCACGCUGCCAUUCAGAGACCUGAUUAUGAUGACACGCCCAACCCGGAGUUCCUCAACCCGUCCUGGAUGGCCAGCAUCCCGGAUGACCAGCCGCUGUCUGAGGUCACCCUGCCCGGGACCCACAACACCAUGGCCCUGUACGGAGGGGUGUACGCUGAGUGCCAGACCUGGAGCCUGGCCUCCCAGCUCCGAGCAGGCGUCCGCUACCUGGACGUCCGCCUCCGUCACGUCAACGGGAAACUCAACCUCCAUCACGGGGUGUCUUACCAGCGGGGGCACUUUGGCCACGUGCUGCAGGGUGUGGCUGACUUCCUGUGGGAGUAUCCCAGCGAGACAGUGCUGAUGCGUGUGAAGGAGGAGUGCAGUGAGACGUACGACAUCUACGGCGCUGUGGUAGACUACAUCCACCGCUACGCUCACUGGGACUUGCUGUGGCACAGCCGGAUCUUGCCGACCGUGGGAGAGGCCCGGGGGAGACUCAUCGUCCUGCAGGACUUUCCUGGACCAGACCUGGGGGUGCGCUAUGGCUCCAUGGACAUAGCUGAUGACUGGAAGGUACCCACACUCCUGCAUGUGGAGGACAAAUGGCAGAGUGUGUAUCACCACCUGGAGGCUGCUCCUGCAGGAAACCUGGCCCAGAUCUAUCUUACGUACAGCAGUGGAGCUGGCGUGUUUGCGUACCCCCGCGCUGUGGCUCUGCGCGUCAACGCACAGCUGUUCGACUACCUGAGCGCCAAGACGGACCUGAAGCAGCGCCUUGGAAUCAUAUGCAUGGACUUCCCUGCUGCUCCUACUAUUCAAAUGAUCAUUGACUUCCAACUGAGAGAGGUCCAAAGACCGGUAUUUUACGCAGCUCAUCACAAACCAAGUUUCAAUUAUAGAAUUUCUUCAGGGAGAAAUAAGAUGCUCCAACAUUUCCCGUAACUACUAGCAUGAGGCAACAUAUAUGACAUGUCUAUAGUCUGGUGUUACCUCACUACUGACUGUAACCAUCAUAAUCUAAAUUGUACCUCCAAUUAAAGGUAUUGUCAUUCACCAAAGAAACUGAAAACGAAAUAAAUGUCAUUGUUUAAAUAAAUCAGAAAUGGCAUGAAAUGAACAUGCAAAGUUUUGUGCAAAAAUAAACUACAGUGAAAACUGAUCAUGUGCGAUAUAAUUGCUGUUUUUACACAUUUUGUCGAUUAAAAUCAGCAGUCGGGUCAUUUGGUAUCAACAUUGCCGACAUAUUCCAUAUAAAAGACAAUA